Messenger RNA from Lobosporangium transversale, 1417 nucleotides. RefSeq lists its product as hypothetical. The transcript has 5 exons. NCBI's taxonomy places the organism in Eukaryota, Fungi, Mortierellomycota, Mortierellomycetes, Mortierellales, Mortierellaceae. The record is from RefSeq and is a predicted model, not a curated record. The coding region runs from base 238 to 1233 and encodes 331 amino acids.
UGAAAGUCUGACUUCUGAUUUGUUUUGCAAGAGCUUUCUCGAGACUACAUGACUGUAACCGACAUAUGCGCACACACUGGAGAAUCAAACCAUACAGUUGCCCAGAAUGUCACCGUAAUUUUGUAAGGCAAGACGCACUAACGCGUCAUCUUCGUCUCGAUUUCGGUCACAACCGAUGCAGUGGAUAUCCUGGUCCCGUUCCUGGCUCCAACCAGGACAAGAGUGAAGAAAGUGGAGAUGAUCAUAUGGAAGAUUCACCAACGGAGACGCCAUCGAAUAAUUUUUCUGCAUCUCAAUCGGGUGAAGUUGGUAAUGCAACGGCCAAGGCUGGUCCUCCAUAUAUGUUGUCCACAUCACCCAUCUCUCCAACGACCGCUUCACCUGCUGGGCAAGGGCAAGCUCAUGGCAAGGGCCAAGCAGUACCAACGCUUCGUCCUGACUCAAAACAGGAACCGGAAUCAGAGCGUACAAUGCCCGCUUCAUCAGCUUCUGUAUCAGCGUCCGUAUCUGCCCCAGGAGCAAGGAAUGGUACGUCGUGAUAGUGGCGGCCCACAGUCGAGAUAUGCAUCUGGAAAUGCGCCCAUGAGCUUCGUUCACCGGAGUGGGACCCUAGAGCGGAGGGCCGUGACGCCACCAAGUACAAAAGAGACACCAGCCUUCUUGUCCCAGCAUGGUCGCUCAUUCUCUCAUUCUUCCUUCAGUCACGGCCAGCCCUCAGCUCCUGUAACCUCUUCACCAAUGUCAGCACCCCUUCCUUCAGUCCCACCACCCUCUGGUGCCAUAUCUAGUCAGGAUAGAAGAGGCCCGCCUUCACACGGGCGAAAUGGUGGGUCAUGGCCUGGACCAGGUCAAGAUCCCAGUACACCGCCUUCAGAGUAUUACCAUGGAGCACCACACUCGAGACAACCUCCUCCAGGACCUAUUAUAACGCGUUCAGAAGCGCCAGAGUAUGAGCGCGCUCGAACUUUUACUCACCCUCCAUCAGAUUACCCACCAUCGCCAUCCGAGGCAAGGCGCGCCUCUCCAUCAGAAUGGAAUGCUUCAGGCCCAGAUCGAUGGGGAUGGGACCAACAACGCCAUCAAGAAGUAAGACAUCGCCAUGCGGGUUGGUCAUCAGCACCUCCUAGCAGAGGACCUAUGCCGCCCUCCCUCGUCUCCACUGUCACGGGAGGAACUAACUUCGCCCAGAGGCCCUGUUCGAAUCCCACAACGUCCACCUACAGACUAUCCUAGCUCACCUUAUCAAUAGAGCCUCUCCGUCGACCAGAAUUGGACCAUGAUCGUCUGCGAUCGAUGACUGACAUUGAUCGCGUGCGUGGACCGGCCCAUAGUUGGAGCGAGCAACGCUCAAGAUCAUUCCAUGAGCUUGAUGCAGGAGCUGCUCACCGGUCAAGAUUCGAGCAACUUCCUCACAGUC